AUGGACAGUGCUCAAGAUCUUGUUAAUGAUUUAAUCAAGUUUCUUGUUAAGGUGAUACCAAUUCUGGAUGCCCAAAUGGGAGACAAAAAGCAGCCUAAUGAGAGGUCAGAAAUAUGGGAUCAUUUCACUAAGAUACUUGGUAGAGAAAGAGCAAAAUGUAAUUACUGUGGGAGAACAUUUAAGGCUGACACUAAUAGUGGAACUUCUAGCAUGUGGAAGCAUUUAAAAACUUGUUAUGCAUAUAAGAACACUAAAAUUGAUGAAAACCAACCAUUACUCACUCGAGAAAACAAUGAUGGUGGUAUUAUGCCUACGGUGUUUAAUAAAGAAAUGUGUAGAAAAGUAUUGGUUAAGAUGAUUAUUAUUGAUGAAUUGACUUUUUCCUUUGUGGAAGGUGUGGGUUUUAAGGAAUUUGUUCGUCAACUUUGCCCUAGAUUUGAGGUUCCUUCUCGAAGAACAAUUACUAGAGAUGUGCUACAUCUCUACCAUGAAACAAAGGAAUCAUUGAGGAUUAAAUUUAUUAAGGAUAGAAGUUGGAAAUUGCAUAAGAGGAUAUUGAGUUUUUCUAUGGUUCCAAAUCAUAAAGGGGAGAAAAUUGGGAAGAUUAUUAAGACGUGUCUGCUUGAUUGGGGAAUAGAGUGUGUGGGUAACAUUACUGUAGAUAAUGCAAACACAAAUGAUGCAGUGAUCGUUUAUGUGAAAAACAAGUUAAAAAGAUUUGGAAACCUAAUGAUACUAUGA
Molecule: messenger RNA, 741 nt
Organism: Olea europaea var. sylvestris
Lineage: Eukaryota; Viridiplantae; Streptophyta; Magnoliopsida; Lamiales; Oleaceae
Product: zinc finger BED domain-containing protein RICESLEEPER 4-like
Exons: 4
Coding region: 1-741 (246 amino acids)
Molecular function (GO): DNA binding
Source: RefSeq, a predicted model, not a curated record